GCGGGGCGCGCGCAGCAUGGCGGAAGCGGAAGGGAGUUCGCCACUCCUGUUGCCGCCGCCGCUGCCACCCCCGCCCGGGAUGGCGGAAGUGGAGGCGCCGACGGCGGCCGAGACGGACAAGAAGCAGUUUAGCUGUGCUGGCGGCAGCGUCAUGGACGUGGAGCGGAGCCGCUUCCCUUACUGCGUGGUGUGGACGCCCAUCCCGGUGCUCACGUGGUUUUUCCCCAUCAUCGGCCACAUGGGCAUCUGCACAUCCACAGGAGUCAUUCGGGACUUUGCUGGCCCCUACUUUGUGUCGGAAGACAACAUGGCCUUCGGGAAGCCUGCCAAGUACUGGAAGCUGGACCCUGCUCAGGUAUACGCUAGUGGGCCCAACGCAUGGGACACGGCUGUGCACGAUGCUUCUGAGGAAUACAAGCACCGCAUGCACAGUCUCUGCUGUGACAACUGCCACUCACAUGUGGCCUUGGCCCUGAACCUGAUGCGCUACAACAACAGCACCAACUGGAACAUGGUGACUCUCUGCUUCUUCUGCCUGCUGUAUGGGAAGUACGUCAGCAUCAGCGCCUUCGUGAAGACCUGGCUGCCCUUUGUCCUCCUCCUGGGCGUCAUCCUAAGCGUCAGCCUGGUGUUUAACCUGCGGUGAUGGCUGCCCCAUGGCCCUGGGCCCUCCAGGCUCCUGAGGAGGCAGCCGCCAUCACCUUUCGUUCCAGAUUCUUUCUCCCCGCCCUUAGGGAUGGGCCC
Kogia breviceps (pygmy sperm whale) is the source of this 744-nucleotide messenger RNA. It is a transcript of the gene TMEM222, whose product is annotated as transmembrane protein 222. The record is from RefSeq and is a predicted model, not a curated record. Lineage: Eukaryota; Metazoa; Chordata; Mammalia; Artiodactyla; Physeteridae.